Aspergillus terreus NIH2624 is the source of this 2013-nucleotide messenger RNA. RefSeq lists its product as uncharacterized. Bases 1 to 2013 code for a protein of 670 amino acids. The record is from RefSeq and is a predicted model, not a curated record. The transcript has 6 exons. Lineage: Eukaryota; Fungi; Ascomycota; Eurotiomycetes; Eurotiales; Aspergillaceae. Gene Ontology annotation, molecular function: oxidoreductase activity. Gene Ontology annotation, biological process: polyketide metabolic process.
AUGGCAGCUACACUCCCCAACGCACCCGUCAUCUCCCUAGGAGACAACAUCCUCGUACAACCGCCGCUCUCCCGGUGCGGACACGGCCCCGGCCUGAUCCUUAUCCGGCCCCGCAUCUUCGCAGCCUGCCAGGCGCAGAAUACCAGUCUCGACCCGGAGCCGCUGCAGAAAUGGGCCGAGGAGAGCUAUGCCGUUGCGCAGGUGACCCUGGAUGCUGCGACGAGUGCGGAUGAGACUCGCGUGCUGGAGAUGGUCAAGAUUGCGCUGGAGGGGUUAGUCGCGCGAGAAGAGUGCGGUAAGAAGGAUGCAUUCGGCCUGUUAGUCUACGGCUCAAAAGCCGACUACGCCGCGGAGUUUGCAUCCAUCCUAGCCACCAUCGCAGCAAUGACUACUGUCGCAGCGGUGGUGUGCUUGGACGCGUGGCCGGUCCCGACAACCACCCCGGUGGUGCUACACCUCCCAGGAAAAGAAAAAGUCCAGCCAGAACCGCACGCAGCAGUAUACACCUACCCCGAGACAGCCUCAUCCGCCUUCGCCGUCCCCGGCCACGCGGACUUUAGGAUCGCCUCCGCCGGGGUCGCCCACACGCGGUCUCUCACCUUCCUCAAGAAACACAUGGACGGCCCGUUCUUCGACCUCGAGAAGAUCUGGGACGAACACACGUACUACGAGUUCGGCGACCGGUCGGUGGAAAAGACCAUGGCGACGAUGGUGCAGGAGCCGUACGUGAACCAUGUUCCUACCUUGACCGGCGGCGUGGGCCGCGCACGCCUGAGCAAAUUCUACCUGGAGCAUUUCAUCUUCAACAACCCGGCCGACACGUCGCUGGAGCUGAUCAGCCGGACGGUCGGGACGGACCGCGUCGUGGACGAGUUUAUCUUCUGCUUGACGCAUAACCAAGAGGUGGACUGGCUAAUCCCCGGCAUCCCGCCCACGGGCAAACCGCUGCGCAUCCCGUUCACGGCCGUCGUGAACAUCCGCGGCGACCGUCUGUACCACGAGCACAUUGCCUGGGACCAGGCGACGGUGCUGGUGCAGCUGGGGCUGCUGCCGGAGUACCUCCCGUACCCGUAUGCGCUGCCGGGCGGGCAGCUGCCUGGGCCGGGGAAGCGGUUCGAGUAUCGGGUGCCGGCGGCGGGCGCGGAGACGGCGCUGAAGCUGCAGGAUGAGCAUUUGGUGCCGUCGAAUGGGAUGUUUGAGUAUCGGCAGUACGGAUCCCAUAGACCCGGCAAAGCCAUCGCCCUCCGCCUCGCCCAAGACGGCUACAGCGUCUGCAUCAACGACAUCCCCUCAGCGACCGACGAGAUCUCGGCCGUCGUAGCCGAGAUCAACGCCCAGACACAGGCGGAGGAUAGCCAGCGCCCACGCGCCAUCGGGAUCGCCGCGGACGUGACCUCGUCGGCGGCAGUGGAAGCCAUGGUCCGCGACACCGUCGCACAGCUGGGCCCGCUCACACUGAUGGUGGCCAACGCGGGGAUCGCACAUAUCAAUCCGCUGCUGGAGACGACGGAAGACGAAGUCGACCGCGUACUGGCCGUCAACUUCAAAGGCGUGCUGCACUGCUACACGCACGCGGCGCGGCAGAUGAUCGCGCAGGGCGAACCGGCGUCCGCGGCCGGGGUGGACGUGUACAAGAUCCUCGGGGCGGCGUCGAUCGUCGCGCACAAGCCUCUCCCCUUGUUGGGCGUGUACUCGGCCAGCAAAUGGGCGGUGCGCGGGCUGACGCAGGCGCUGGCGAUGGAGAUGGCGCGACACAAGAUCACGGUGAAUGCGUAUGCGCCGGGCAUCGUGGGGACGGCGAUGUGGGAGGAGAUUGAUGAGCGGUUGGGGGGGCUUGAGGGGCGGGCGAAAGGGGAGAGUGUGAAGGUGUAUUCGGAGCGGCAUGUUGCGCUGGGGCGGACGAGCGUGCCGGAUGAUGUGGCCGGGUUGGUUGGGGGUUUCCUUGCCAGUCGGGAUUCGGACUAUGUGACGGGGCAGACGAUGGUGGUAGACGGGGGGAUUGUGUUUACUUGA